Messenger RNA from Emericellopsis atlantica, 8018 nucleotides. Its product is annotated as transcription factor/nuclear export subunit protein 2-domain-containing protein. Gene Ontology annotation, biological process: mRNA export from nucleus; mRNA processing. The coding region runs from base 479 to 7621 and encodes 2380 amino acids. NCBI's taxonomy places the organism in Eukaryota, Fungi, Ascomycota, Sordariomycetes, Hypocreales, Bionectriaceae. The record is from RefSeq and is a predicted model, not a curated record. Gene Ontology annotation, molecular function: mRNA binding. Gene Ontology annotation, cellular component: THO complex part of transcription export complex. The transcript has 2 exons.
CGCAUGCUCGCUCCAGUUUCCCGCACAGCGACGCGACCAUCGCCCAUUCUUCCUCUCUCCGCCUCUGCAGUGUCGAGAGCGACUGCUGAAUCGCGUCAGCGUUGACUUUGCUCGAGCGCCCUUGCGAAGUCCUCCAUUCACAUCGAGCCGCGCUGGCCUGAGCUUUUCUCUUUGUCUCCAAUCACGAGCUCUCGUACACAGCUCUACCGCUCCCUUCACGACUACGUGCAAUCAACGCCAGCGCAAGGAAGAACCUACAAAGCGUUCUGGACGGCUCCAAUCCUGUGCUCCAUCUACUACAGCUCAAGAGCAGCUGCGACUCUGAUUCGAGAAGCCCGCCCACGAUGUUUGUCGCAACCCGCUCUGUUCGACCGUUUGAGGACCCGCUGCUGAUCACCACUUCAGCUUCCCGUGCACAGAAAAACAGCCUUCAAAUGAUACACGCACCAUAAUUGCCAUUAGCGACUCUUCCUGAGCCAUGCCUCAGAAGCGCAAGCGCCCCGAACCCGCUCCCCCGGAGGGUGGGCGACCCUCGCCGCACCGCCCAGGUGACACGUCCCUUGCUCAGCAUGAUCGGGACGCUGGCAACCGGGGUCGCGGUCGCGGGGGAGGCCACAGGAACAACAGCUUCCAUCGUCGAGACUCUUCGGCUAGUCAGAGCGGUAGGAACCAGACGCAGCCAAGCCCGUCGCCUUCACGCAGAGAAUCGAACGCGCACAACGGUGGCCCCCCUACGACGCCAGCUACGACACAAGCACCUCCCAAAUCUUUCACGACGCCCACGACGACCACAAUGCAGCCACCCACGCCAGCAUCCACGAACCCUGCCCUUUUCGACCGCCGAUACGAACACCUCACAGACGAAAAGCUCAAGAGCUGGACCGACGGCUCACGAAAUCAGAUUGUCAGCCACGGCUGCCAGUCUCGAGACGACCAGGACACAGCAGAGCUCUCGGUGCUUUUCCAGGAAUUCAUAUACUCGGUCAUGGAGGGGCGCAUGCCGCCGACAGAGGCUGGGCGCUGUGUCAGGGAGAUGUUGGGUGAGGCCAACCCGUCUAAGGAACCCGUGUUCUCACCACAUAAUCUUCUUCUCGACCUGCUUCAGCUCAUCCUCGAUGUCGGCGCGGGCAGGUUCGUGCCCACCCUUGGUGUCUUUCUCGAGGAAACGGGCAUCUCGGUCGACUUGGCGCGGCGCGUGCUGGAAGGAACCGUCCUCUCGCAACUAGGUCUUGUGCGGAAUCAAUUCGAUAGGACGGGCGUCAAGCAUGCGACCAACUAUCUCUACCGCCAGGCCAACUACAACCUGCUUCGCGAGGAGUCGGAAGGCUACGCCAAGCUCAUCACAGAGUUGCACAUGACGAGCGACAACUUCAGCACGGACGUGCCCAAGGAGACCUUUGAGCGCAUCAAGGCCCUCGUGGGCACAUUUGACAUUGACGUGGGCCGCACACUGGAUGUGACCUUGGACGUGUUUGCCGUUAUGCUCGUCAAGCAGUUCAAGUUCUUCGUCAGGCUCCUGCACGACAGCUCCUGGUGGCCCAAGGGGGGUCUCGUCGAAGGGAACGACGCUUUCAUCGGCGGCCUGCCUACGUGGGCCACACCUGGCUACCCAGCGUGGUUCACCUCGGAUGAGGACGAGGCAGACAACAGCGCCAAGCGCCUGCUUCGGGAUGUCAGCUUCUGGGACAGAGCGCGCGAGGUGCGAACCGAGGCCUUUUUCGAAAUCGGCGGCCGACGUGUUUCUCAACCAGACAGCGAUGCCUGGCAAAGCAAGGAUGGCGAUGAUGCCGUCGUCGCUGCGCGGAAAGCAUGGGUCGAGAUCACAAAGACAAUCCCGCCCCAUGGCAACUACGUCGCCGCCAACCUUCUCGGAUUCAAGCUGCUCUUCUACUACUCGCCAAACCGCAACCCUACCGACGUACUGCCUGCCAACCUACUCUACCUUGCCGCGCUCCUCAUCAAGAUUGGAUUCGUUUCGUUCCCCGAUCUCUACCCCCACCUAUCACCACCUGACGAAGGCAUGGAGAAGGUUCGAGAGGCCAAGAUGAAGGAGGUGGAGGAGGCCGAGCGCAAGGCGCGCGGAGGCUCUAUGAAUGCCUUGCUGAUGGCUGGUGCGCUGACCAACGACGAGGACGAGAAUCCACAUGCCCCCCCUCGCCGGCUGCCAGCAGGCAAAAAUGAGCCCGACAAGACGCAGACGACGAAGAAGGAGCCUGAGGAGGCGAAAAAGGACGAACCUCACGAGCAAAAGGUGUCUCUGCUCAUCCAACUCCUCACCAUCGGCGCACUGCCAGAAGCCACUUUUAUCCUUGGUCGUUUCCCCUGGAUACCCGAAGCAUAUCCAGACGUGCUCGAUGGCAUCCAUCGUAUUUUGCAUGUCUGUGUGAGCAAGGUCUUUGAAGAGUCAAAGCCCAAACUCUCGACGUCGGCCACAUGUCCCGUCAAGAAUAUGCCAGACUACGACCAAACAGGCGUGCCCAAGGGGAGCGUCAAGGUCAGCCCGAUGACCAUCAAGAAGACCCUCAAGUGGCCGACGCCGGACAAGAACGACCAUGGCGACAACCAGGAUUACCACUACUACUGGGAUGAAUGGACCGACAACAUACCCGUUUGCCAAACCGUCGACGACAUCUUCACGCUCUGCGAGUCCUUCCUCAACUUCUCCGGCGUCAACAUUGGCAAGGACGCUGCCCUUCUCGGCAAGCUGGCCACAAUUGGCGCCAAGAGUUUGCAUGUUGACCCCUCGGAGUCGAACAAGACACGAUGGAGGGAACUCUUGAAACGCCUCCUCCUACCAGCGCUCAGCCACACCCACGCGAACGCCUCGGUGGUGGAUGCUAUCUGGACCCUCUUGAAGCGUUUCGACACCACCACUCGCUACGCCCUGUACGCCGAGUGGUUUGAAGGCCAGACCUCCCGCUUGCCCAGCAUGAAGACAGCCUUUGAGCGCGCCAGGGCGGAGACGCGAGCUACCAUGAAGCGUGUCUCGCUGACCAACCUGAGCGAGAUGGCCAAGCGCCUGGCCAAAACCUCCUACUCCUCACCCGGCGUCGUCUUCACCGUCGCCUUUGGCCAGUUGGAGUCGUACCCGAAUCUGAUCGAGGCGUUUGUUGAGUGCGCCAAGUACUUUACGGACCUGUCGUACGACGUACUGAUCUGGUCUCUGUUGAGCUCCCUCGGCAAGCCCCGCAGCCGCACACAGGCCGAGCACGCCCUGACUACCAGCAAGUGGCUCUCGGCCUUGUCGCGCUUCGUCGGCAAGGUAUACCGCCGCUAUUCGAACCUCACACCCGUGCCAGUGCUCAGCUACGUCGAUGAGCAGCUGUCGCUUGGUAAUUCGACAGACCUGGUCAUUCUGAAGGAGUUCCUCUCCUCCAUGGGCGGCAUUGUCGACGCGUCCGACUUCUCGUACGACCAGAUCCUCGGCAUGGCGGGUGGCGAGUACCUCCGCAAGCAAACCCUCGUCAAGUCGGGCGACCUGCGCUACGACAACGCCCGGAGCUCCAAGCGCCUGAUCCAGGCCUUGACGGAGACCGAACUAGCAUCCCAAAUCCUCACCAACCUCGCGCAGUUCAGACAAGCGCGUCCGUUCCAGAUCGAUGAGGACGAGGCGCAUAUCAAGUAUCUGUCGACGAUUGUGGACGACUCGCACAAGAUUCUGUACCAGUACGUCGACUUCCUCUGGAGCAACGUUGAUCCAGCCACCUUUGACAAACUUGUCCCUUCGAUACUGGACCUCAUGAGGACGUUUGGACUGGACGCCAGUUUGGCGUUCCACAUUGGAAGGAGCAGCCUCUCGCACCGAAUGUUCCCUUGGAAGUCAAAGGAGACACAGGAGAAGGAGGACGCCGCAAAAGACCAGGAUGGGGACGCGAAGAUGGUCGAGGCAGGAUCUGCGAAAGAGGCGGGCCAGGAGACGACGGCGACAGAGGUUCAAAAGACCGACGAGCCGUCCCUCGAUGGCGCUGUUCUCACCCCCAUCGCUGAGUCCAUCAGGGACAUUUUGCCUGCUGACGUCUGGGAGAAGAUCACGCCCGACCUCUUCGUCACGUUCUGGGCACUCCAGUUGGGUGAUCUGUACUGCCCGGACCACAUCUACCGCCAAGAGGCCAAGCACGUCGAGCAGACCGAGAAGGCUCUGGCCCAAGAUCGAACGGACAUGACAAAUCGCCGUGUGAUGGACCGCAGGCUUGCCAAGAGAAAGGAACUUAUGAAUUUCCAGAUUGGCUUGCACGAGGAACGUCAGGAGCACGCGUUGCGUCAGGGUCGGUGGAAGUUCUACCUCUCCAAGCACUUUCAGUCGGCGUUUCCUGACCCCAAGCCAAGCCCAGAGGCGAUUGCGGACGAGCUGCUCGAAAGCUGCUUUCUACCCCGUGUGGUUGUCUCCCCGGCCGAUGCUGAGUAUACCUAUCGUUUCAUCAGGAUGAUGCACGAGUGCAACGCGCCUGGCUUCAAGCUCAUGACGCUCUACGACCGGCUUUUCAAUGCAAAUCGUCUCCGCGCCCUGAUCUUCGCCACAUCUGUCCGGGAAGCCGAGAAUGUCGGACGCUUCCUCUCGCUCAUCCUGGAGAAUCUAUCGCUGUGGCACAAGAAUGCCCCUCUGCCAACCGAGAAGGCCAGCAAGGAUCACCCAAAGCUUGGCGUCUACGAGCGGGAAGCCAAGGGGCCGGCGGAGCAGCCCAAGCUUGGCUUCGCACUGACAGUCGACGAGAAUGGCAAGCCCAGCACGUUUGUCGAGCACGCACAGUUCCAGGACAUGCUCUUCAAGUGGCACAGGAAUCUCAACACGGCUCUCAAGAGCUGCCUGGGCGGCAUGGAGUGGAUGCACAUCCGCAACGCACUGACUGUGCUCAACCGCGUCAUUGACUUCUUCCCUGCCAUUGACUUCCAGGCCAAGCAGUUUAUGAAGCAGCUCGAGACCAUCCACGAGAGGGAGGGUGCCUCGUCCAAGUCAUCCGGCGACGAGGAGGCAGCCCACCGGGUGGACUUGUCUGUGGCCGCCCAAGGUACAUUGUCUGAACUCAUGCGGCGGAAACCCAAGUGGAUGAUGGUUCAGGCCUUCCGCCCUAAUUCGGUGGGAGGCGGCCAAAGGUCCGAAGACAAGGGUAGCUUGAACGCGGCAGCAGCCGAAUUCAAGCCAACAAGCGCCGACACCAGGAGGACUGGCGGCGGCAACGAAGCGGAAGAUGGCGAGGUGGCUGAUGCCGCGAAGACAAGAGGCGCAGACAGCUCGACUCAACCAUCCAAGUCCAACACCGACUCGCUCCCGUCAAAGCCCUCGCCUGCCCAUGGGCGAGAUACACCAAAGAGAGACGUUGCCUCGUCCAAUACCUCACGCUCUUCGACAUCCAGGAACGAUAAUAACAGACCUGGGAACCUGCCGAAUCGCCCCAUUCACCAUCUGCCCACCCGACCCGAUGUCCCGAUACCCGCUCACCCCAACAGCAGUGAUCGAUUCGCUCACGCACCUGCUCGUCCAGGCGACCGACGUGACCCUAGGGAGACUAGAGAGCCUCGGGAUGCUCGAGGUGGCCGCGAAGGGCUUGACGCGCGCAGCUCCCCACGUGAAGGACUUCCUGCUCGGGACCCUCGUUCAGAUUCGCGAGGGCCUCGUGACGUACGCGACACUCGCGAACACCGCCACGAUCCGCGUGACAACUGGCGUCAGGAGAAGGACUGGGCGGAGCAUAACAUGAGCCAGCCACCGGAUCGACGUGGCCUCGACCCCCGCGAAUCUCAUCAUGGGCCACGACCCGUUCCCGGCCAGGAGCGCGAUCGACCUCUACGUGAAGGCCGUGGUGGUGGCAGGGUGAGUGAGUUGCCUCCUGAGCGACCACCGUCCGCUCAUCAAUUGCCAACACCUCAAAAUCCCGACUUGCCCAUCAACCCUGAGCGUGCGGCACUGCUGCGUCACGAUGCGCCCGGCUCUGCUCCCGGACCUCGCGGUGUCAGUGACUCGGAAAAGCCGAGUCGUGGACGCCGUCCCGGGCCGGCAGAGACACCAGAGCACAUCAACCCCGACCGCGCAGCCCUGUUGGGCGGCCCAGCUGCUGAUGCCAGUGGUACACCAUCCCGGCCUGCCCGAGAUGACGUGAGAGACAGAGGUGGAAGGACGCACUCCCCACGACGGGGCGGCCCUGGCCAGCUCGAUCAACCGUAUGAUAGGCGUCCGCCUGCUCGUGGCGGCCGAGAGCGAUCCCCCGGUCCUCGAGAUCGACCUUUUCCCAGUGGACCGGACACUAUGCGUCAGAACUUUGACCCUCGCGCCCACGAAGACUCCAACUACGGGCGACUCAACCCCGUCCAGUCGACCCCAGACAUUCCCUCCGGCCCUAGGAGUCGCGGACGUGGUGCUAGGGGCGGACAUCUUGGUCCUCAGGGUCACGGACACGCACCCCCUCUGCCUUCUCCCAGCGCGCCUGGAGCUGACCAGCGCUAUGGGGCCCAUUCCUCGUCUGGAGCCCUACCGCCGCGACCGCAUUCACAGCAGGACAGCGCGCAACAAGCGCCAGAGCGACAGCCGCCUACGGGGCCUGCAUCCGGACGCACGCAUUCUCAUGGGCCUGGUGGACACGGUGGUGGGCGACGCAACGACGGACCUCCUCCCCCUGGUCCGCCCAAUCAGCCGCCUAUGGGACCCGGGGGCGGUCACUCGCAUCACAAUGACCGAUCAAGGAACAUGAACGACGCUCCGUCCGGCGGUGGGGUCCAUCCUGAACGUCUGGCCCAGCUUGGCAACUCCGGACGAGGAGCACCGGCCUCACCGUCAGCUGGACCUGGCCCUACACCGCAAGGCCCGACUGCAGAUGCCCCAGAUCGCCCCAGGAGUGACCCUCGUGCCAAUGCGCACGCUGCAGCUGCCGCUGCUGCUGCCGACAACUCUUCGAGGGAUCGACCACCGAACAACAACAAUGCCAGACAAGGCACGAGGCAGCUCGCUGGCAUCAACAACGUACUGCAGGCCAACAGCCCCAGCGUCGGCGGUGGUGUUGGAGGCGGCAACGCAGGCAACGGCCCUCGUCGAGGCCAGCCACGCACCAUGCUGGCCAACUCGGAUGUGCAGGUCCUCACGGGAGGCUCGCCCGUCACGACGCCAGGUCACGAGCGUGCCGACCCUAUGCUGGGAAGCAAACCCCCCAACGGCGGCUUCGAUGAAGGCAGCGGCAGCGGCAGCCACGACAGCCGCGACCGUCGCGACAACCGGGACAGGGACAGGUCCGACAGAUCCUACCGAUCCCGCCGCAGCAGCCGGGACCGCGAGCGAGAGCGCAGCCCCGCGCGUGACAAGGAGCAUAAGGACCACCGAGAAUACCGCGAGAGGGAAGGCAGACGAUCCGGCGCCGGUGGCGGCAGCGAGUCUCGCGACUCGUCGUCUCGUCGACAAAACGGAGCCAGUGGCGGCGGCAGCCUACUCAAGGACGGCAUGCUCCCGCCAUCAUCGUCUUCUGGCUCAGGGCGCUACCGCAACGACGACGGCAGCCGCAGCCGAGGCGGUGACGAUCGUCGCCGACGGAGGACAGACGAUGGCUCGGGACUGCCACCGCCACCACAAAUACCACCCCCCCAAGGCCCUCCCGGUGGAGGCGGUGACCAUAGUCGCGAGAAACGACAACGGCGUUAGGGCACGCAAUUGUCCGCUAUGGAAGAGUUGAACGCUACAACAAACACGACCGGGCGGAAAUUGCACCAACAACCACGAUGGCCCGAGACGAGGAUGGGGAAUGAGCGUUUCUGACGGCGGCAGCAGUGCGUGCCACCCAUACUCACUACGUGUACUAUCAAUGUGCGAGGAUGAAACGCGAGAGAUCAGAGGAGACAGCAGAGAGUCCGAUGCAAUGUGGAGGGGGCGUUUUCUACUCCCGUAUUUCUUUCCUUUUUCUCUUCUUUUUUUUUUUGCGGACAUGUACAGCAUGAGAAUGGCGUUAGGGUAGGAAGGCGAGGAGAUGCGAAUGAUAAUGUACGUUGACCACUCUUGUAACUCUGACAACUCUUGCAUGUGUGCCGCGGUGACAAGUUCA